AUGACUUUGACAUGGCAUUCAUCCACUCUUCAAUUAACCAAUUCGGGUUUUGUCGAAUCAUGGUUCAGAGAAUCAUUGGUUGUGAAGCUCGGGUUUUCUUUUGGUUCGGAGUGUUUAUCAAACAAGACUGAUUCUUCUGCUCCUCAAAAGCAUUAUAUUUGUGUGAGUCCGGUGGAUCUUCAUUCAUCCGUUCUUUUGGAUGAAACACUUACUAUUCUGAUACUUGACGGUUGUACGAAGCUUAGGAGUGUUAAAGGCCGGAAACAUUUAAAGUUUUUUUGGAAAAGAUCAGUGUCAUUGGCUGCACAAGUCUCGAGGAAUUUGCCGUCUCCUCGGAUUUCAUUGAAAACUUGGAUUUAA
Vicia faba (fava bean) is the source of this 360-nucleotide messenger RNA. NCBI's taxonomy places the organism in Eukaryota, Viridiplantae, Streptophyta, Magnoliopsida, Fabales, Fabaceae. The record is from the annotation of a GenBank genome assembly.